AUGUUUUAUUUCUUCUCCAACCAACUCAAACUAAAUGGCCCAGACAGACUCCAGACAGACCCCAGACAGACCCCAGACAGACCCCAGACAGACCCCAGGAAGUCCCCAAACAGACCCCAGGCAGACCCCAGACAGACCCCAGACAGACCCCAGGCAGACCCCAGACAGACCCCAGACAGACCCCAGACAGACCCCAAUAAGUCCCCAAACAGACCCCAGGCAGACCCCAGGCAGACCCCAGGCAGACCCCAGACAGACCCCAGGCAGACCCCAGGCAGACCCCAGGCAGACCCCAAGCAGACCCCAGGCAGACCCCAGACAGACCCCAGACAGUCCCCAAACAGACCCCAGACAGACCCCAGGCAGACCCCAGACAGACCCCAGACAGACCCCAAUAAGUCCCCAAACAGCCCCCAGGCAGACCCCAGACAGACCCCAGGCAGACCCCAAACAGAGCCCAGACAGACCCCAGACAGCCCCCAGACAGACCCCAGGCAGACCCCAAACAGAGCCCAGACAGACCCCAGGCAGACCCCAAACAGAGCCCAGACACACCCCAGACACACCCCAGACACACCCCAGACAGCCCCAAACAGACCCCAGACAGACCCCAGACAGCCCCCAGACAGACCCCAGACAGCCCCCAGACAGACCCCAGGAAGACCCCAGACAGCCCCCAAACAACCCCAGACAGCCCCCAAACAGCCCCCAGACAGAGACCAGACACACCCCAGACAGCCCCCAAACAGACCCCAGACAGACCCCAGACAGCCCCCAGACAGACCCCAGACAGCCCCCAGACAGACCCCAGGAAGACCCCAGACAGCCCCCAAACAACCCCAGACAGCCCCCAAACAGCCCCCAGACAGAGACCAGACAGACCCCAGACAGACCCCAGAUAGACUCCAGACAGCCCCCAAACAACCCCCAGACAGACCCCAUAAAAAAAUACCCUCAAAUAACAAAACACAACAUCAGUAG
This is a messenger RNA of Oncorhynchus nerka (sockeye salmon), 981 nucleotides long. Its product is annotated as basic salivary proline-rich protein 1-like. Bases 1 to 981 code for a protein of 326 amino acids. The record is from RefSeq and is a predicted model, not a curated record. The transcript has a single exon. NCBI's taxonomy places the organism in Eukaryota, Metazoa, Chordata, Actinopteri, Salmoniformes, Salmonidae.